Messenger RNA from Rubroshorea leprosula, 2935 nucleotides. Lineage: Eukaryota; Viridiplantae; Streptophyta; Magnoliopsida; Malvales; Dipterocarpaceae. The record is from the annotation of a GenBank genome assembly.
CAUUCCACUUCAACCCUCACGAUACAGACAAACAAGAGAAAGCUAGCUACAGCCUACCCCAUUCCGCAGCUGGUUAAAGAACUCACCUAAAAUUCCCUGCGCAAUCAAUAAUAACUAACAGGGGUGCUACUAGAUGAGAAGGAGCUCCUCAUUUAAACCUCUCACUCUCUCCAACUACCUUUGUCCUCAGUUCACCCAUCGCUUUUAUGAUUCCCCACCUCCUCCUCUUCUUCCUCUCCUCCGCUCCCCCUUCUCCUCUUCUCAGUCGCGCCUUCUUUCCUCAUCACAAUCCGGUACAUUCAUGGAGGUGGUAAAAGCAACUUGUAGGCAGGGAUCUGCUGUGCGGGAUUCAAUUGCCAUCAGAGCUGAUCAAAGGAGAUAUAGUUACACGCAACUUGUGUCUUCUGCAUCACAUAUAUCCAGGCUGUUGGCUAGUUUUGACUUGAAAAAUAAUCAUGAAGCUAAGAAUCAUGAAAAUUCUCUUCUUGGGGGAGCUCGGAUAGGUAUUGUGGCUAAACCUUCUGCUGAGUUUGUUGCUGGAAUACUUGGAACUUGGUUGAGUGGAGGUGUUGCAGUUCCACUUGCACUCAGCUAUCCAGAAGCUGAGCUUUUACAUGUGAUUAAUGAUUCGGAUAUAUCCAUUAUAUUGAGCACCGAGGACUAUCUUGAGAUUUUGCAAAGUGCUGCUGCUAAAAGUAAAGUGCAAUGUUCUCUCAUUCCUCCUGUUCCUAGCAUUUCAUCAUCAACAGAUGCACAUUAUCAAUCACAGCUUGGAGAAGUUGAUGUGGAUGAAAGUCUGAUGGCUGAGGAUCCAGCAUUGAUUAUCUACACUAGUGGUACAACUGGUAAACCUAAAGGAGUAGUUCAUACUCACAAAAGCAUAACUGCACAGGUCCAAACACUGACAGAAGCUUGGGAGUAUACAUCUGCUGAUCAGUUUCUUCAUUGUCUACCGCUACAUCAUAUCCAUAAAAACAUUUAUUGAAUUUUUAGCAACUAUUCCAUAUAAUUAUGGGCCUAUUAUGCUUCCCAUUUCUGCUGGCAUGACCAUCAGUAGUGCAACAUACAAGAUUCCUGAGUCGAGUUUUGUUUCUUUUUUCACAAUCCUUAACUCAUGAUAUACACGUUCAUGGACUUUUCAAUGCUCUUCUAGCUCCAUUAUAUGCGGGUUCCAUGGUUGAGUUUAUGCCAAAGUUCAGUGUAAGAGGAAUCUGGCAGAGAUGGCGUGAAUCAUAUCCAAUAAAUGGGAUGAAGGCUAGUGAUGCUGUUACUGUUUUUACAGGCGUUCCAACAAUGUAUACUCGAUUGAUACAAGGAUACGAUGCAAUGGAUCCAGAGCUACAAGCUGCAUCUGCUUCUGCUGCAAGACAGUUGCGUCUUAUGAUGUGUGGGUCCUCCGCGCUCCCACAGCCUGUCAUGCAAGAAUGGGAAAGCAUCACAGGACAUCGCCUUUUAGAACGGUACGGCAUGACUGAGUUUGUCAUGGCAAUAUCAAAUCCCUUAAGGGGUGCGCGGAAGGCAGGAACUGUUGGCAAACCAUUUCUGGGUGUGGAGGUCAGGAUUGCGGAAGAUAGGAGUGGAGGUGAUGGAAUGGGAGUGGGUGAGCUCUGUGUUAAAAGUCCUUCAUUAUUUAAGGAAUACUGGAAACGUCCUGAGGUCACUAAGGAAUCAUUUACUGAUGAUGGAUUCUUCAAGACUGGAGACGCUGGCAGAGUGGAUGAAGAUGGGUACUAUAUCAUUUUGGGACGAACUAGUGCUGAUAUUAUGAAGGUUGGUGGAUACAAACUAUCUGCCUUGGAAAUCGAAUCAGUUCUUUUAGAGCAUCAAGAUGUUGCCGAAUGUUGUGUGUUGGGCCUACCAGACAAGGAUUAUGGAGAAGCUGUCACUGCAAUAUUGGUACUGGAGUCAGAAGCAAAAAGAAAACAAGAGGAAGAGAAGAAACCUGCUUUGAGCUUGGAUGAACUAUGCACCUGGGCUAAGGACAAACUUGCACCCUACAAGCUACCAACUCGUUUAAUCUUGUGGGAAUCAUUGCCUCGCAAUGCUAUGGGAAAGGUUAAUAAAAAGGAAUUGAAGAAAUUGCUGGCUGGUGAGCAGUAAAUAUUUCAAAAGAAAGGAAGAAAAAUGAAAUGCAAUUCUGAGGUUUGGAGGUCCGAUUUCAGAGUUGGAAUUCAGAUGAGGAACUUAAGAUGAUCCCCUUUCUUCUUAUUUGUGAUGACAUUAUACUAGUAACCAUGACCCCAUGAUGCGGUUAGAACUCGUUUUAAGUUAAAAAUUUUGUUUAAUUUAUGUUGUCGUAUUGUGUUCUGUAUAUUCUUGCAAGAUCAUUGACAGAAUUUAGGAGGGUUUUGAAAUGGAGUUAUACUGCUUACUAUGGAAGAGGAGAGAGAAAGGUACAGUCAUCCACCAUGAUCUUGCGUCGGUAAUAAAUAAUAGUGUAGGAGAAAACCAUUUCAUACUGGUCUAUAUUUUGUACAGGUUUCAAUUCAGUUAUUGUGAUUGAAGCAUCUGGGCUCUCGGUCCAAAUGGUUGUGUUUGGAACCUUUGUUCUGUCAGCCAUUUAGAACAAAAACAAGAGAGCAGUGCUAGGUGCACUCGCCUCUUGCACUCUCCGGCUAACAGUUCAUUGGGCCACGUAAGCUUGUUUCAGACUUUGAAGUGCAACCUCUUGCCGACGAGAAUAACGUGGCCCAAUAAAAGUGAAAGUGCUGGCCGGAGAGUGCAGAAGGCGAGUGCCCCUAGCACUCCUCAAAACAAAGAACUCCAUUCAGAUAAUGAUAAACCAUACAAGCAGAAGUAGCCUUUUCUGACUGUAUUACUUGCAUAUGCUUAGGCCAAUUGGACUAGAUCUAGAAGUAGAAUGGGUGUGUACUGUCAUUAAUUAUUUUGUUAAGGCUUUUAAUUUGAUUGUUGAGAAUAAUUAAUAAGGUUUUUA